Molecule: messenger RNA, 1329 nt
Organism: Aedes albopictus (Asian tiger mosquito)
Lineage: Eukaryota; Metazoa; Arthropoda; Insecta; Diptera; Culicidae
Product: EEF1A lysine methyltransferase 2
Exons: 5
Coding region: 572-1315 (247 amino acids)
Cellular component (GO): cytoplasm
Molecular function (GO): protein-lysine N-methyltransferase activity
Source: RefSeq, a predicted model, not a curated record
CUUGACAAAGAAGGACAAUGUAGCUCACAAAUCAAUAACAAAGUUGGCAAGUGGUUGGACGAAGAUCUGCAAACCUUAAGACACCUAAAUAUUCAUAUUUCUCCAAGUAAUAUUAUUUGAAUUCGACACCGGUUUGGUGAAAUUGUUUAUUAUUCCCAGGAAUUCAAUCGUGAGUUUCUCACACGUGCAGAAAUAGUGAAUUACUUAAUCUAGCUGUACAAAAAUACAGCAAAAUAUAAAUUUUCUUUCACAAUUGAACAAAUAGUGUAAGUAAAAACAUGUAAAAUCUAAUUAAAAUGUGAACAAACAUGCAAUAUAUAAAAUUACACUUAAAACAGUUAAAACCUAACCUAGAAGCUACCAGCUAAGAGAGGGAUUCAGGUGGAGUUCAGAACUGAAGAUUUUUAAAGUUGCCCUGAAACUACAGCGUUUGUGGUUCCGCUUCUAGAGAAUUCAGUGAGAACAAUGAUGAACACCUGAACGUUGGCUCAUAUGGAUUAUAGUCCUAUAGGACCUAUUGUCAUUGAAACGAAAAUUGAAUCUGAAUAACCAAACUAAGGUGAAUCCCAGGAUGAAACGCCCUGAAAUUCGAUUUGGUACCAUCAAGGUUUCAAGGUUCAAGGUUGUGAUCAGUUGUUAUAAAAUGACGGACCAAAUUGAGGAACUGGAAAGCUCCGAGCUGGGCACCAAAGACUACUGGGAGGCGAGUUACGAAACGGAAAUACGCAACUACCGGGACCACGGCGAUGUAGGCGAAGUGUGGUUCGACGAGGACAGUCAGCUGCGAAUAAUCCGCUGGAUUGAGCGGCAGGAGGAUCGGGUUCAGCAGGACGACUCCAUUAUAGACUUGGGAUGUGGUAACGGUAUGAUGCUGAUAGAACUGGCCCGCGAAGGAUAUUCCAAUCUAACGGGUGUGGAUUAUUCACCGAAAGCGAUAGAACUGGCUGAAUCGAUAGCCAAAGAUCAGGAGCUGGACAUCAGCUAUAAGGUUGUGGAUCUUCUAAACGAGUCCGAUGUGACGGCCUUGGGCAAGUUCAAAAUCGUACACGAUAAGGGGACCUACGAUGCGGUCAGUCUUCAUCCGGACAACGCCAAGCAGAUGAGGGAAACUUACAUCAAAAGCGUGGCGCAGAUUUUGCAAGAUGAUGGACUAUUUGUUCUUACUUCAUGUAACUGGACCCAAAAGGAACUGGUGAACAGUUUUGGAGAAGUAUUCGAUUUGCAUGUGGUCAUUCCGACUCCGUCGUUUAAGUUUGGUGGCGCCGUGGGGAAUGUUGUUACUUCUGUUGUUUUUGUUAAGAAAUCUACUAAAUAGAAAGUUUUAUCACA